This is a messenger RNA of Lutra lutra (Eurasian river otter), 1161 nucleotides long. Its product is annotated as methylosome subunit pICln-like. The transcript has a single exon. The coding region runs from base 29 to 721 and encodes 230 amino acids. Gene Ontology annotation, biological process: chloride transport; spliceosomal snRNP assembly; cell volume homeostasis. The record is from RefSeq and is a predicted model, not a curated record. Gene Ontology annotation, cellular component: plasma membrane; spliceosomal complex; pICln-Sm protein complex. NCBI's taxonomy places the organism in Eukaryota, Metazoa, Chordata, Mammalia, Carnivora, Mustelidae.
CGUGUCUCCCUCCACGCUCCCUGCUGCAAUGAGCUUCUUCAGAAGUUUCCUGCCGCCUGGCUCGGCUGAGGGGCUUCAGCAGCAGCAGCCAGAGACCGAGGCUGUGCUGAACGGCAAGGGCCUCGGCACCGGCACACUGUACAUCGCUGAGAGCCGCCUGUCUUGGUUAGAUGGCUCUGGAUUAGGAUUCUCACUGGAACCUACCAUUAGCUUGCAUGCGGUGUCCAGGGACCUAAAUGCCUAUCCACGAGAGUAUUUGUAUGUUAUGGUGAAUGCCAAAUUUGGAGAAAAAAUCAAAGAAGAAGAAGACAGUGAUGAUGAUGCUGAACCUAUUGCUGAAUUCAGAUUUGUGCCUAGUGAUAAAUCAGCAUUGGAGGCAAUGUUCACUGCAAUGUGUGAAUGCCAGGCUUUGCAUCCGGAUCCUGAGGAUGAAGACUCAGAUGAUUAUGAUGGAGAAGAAUAUGAUGUGGAAGCACAUGAACAAGGGCAGGGAGACAUCCCUACAUUUUAUACCUAUGAAGAAGGAUUAUCCCAUUUAACAGCAGAAGGCCAAGCCACAUUGGAGAGAUUAGAAGGAAUGCUUUCUCAGUCUGUGAGCAGCCAAUAUAACAUGGCUGGAGUCUGGACAGAAGACUCAAUAAGAGAUUAUGAAGAUGGGAUGGAGGUUGACACUACACCAAUGGCUGCUGGACAGUUUGAGGAUGCAGAUGUUGAUCAUUGAAAAUGAUUUAUGCUGCUGUGGGAUUCUGCUCAUAACUAGGAAAGAACUUGGUGCCUCUUCUACUGUGGAGUGGGUGUUGAUGGAAGUCUUUUUCCUUCUCCAAAACUUACCUGAACCAGUUCUUUUUUGAGACAGACUAUACGAGACAAAAAGUUGUCACCAGCAGAAGAAACUAUGACCUUUAUUAACAAAGGUGAAUUAACUUAACCAAGAGGGAUUUGUAGUUUAUCAUCUACCCCAAAAUUCCUGUGUAUAGGUACCCUCAAAGUAGACCUUUGGUUCCAGCCUUCACUAUAUGCAUCUUAUGUAACCUGGUAGGUCUACCUGGUAAGAAUGUGCAGGUGCUUGAAGAUGUAGGUAGACUGGAUGGGAAGGAGGGAGGCUGAAUCUAAGAUAAACCCUUUUAGAGCCUAAGGAUCCCAUUACCCCUUAAAAAGAAA